This is a messenger RNA of Talaromyces proteolyticus, 663 nucleotides long. RefSeq lists its product as uncharacterized. Bases 1 to 663 code for a protein of 220 amino acids. NCBI's taxonomy places the organism in Eukaryota, Fungi, Ascomycota, Eurotiomycetes, Eurotiales, Trichocomaceae. The transcript is spliced from 2 exons. The record is from RefSeq and is a predicted model, not a curated record.
AUGGCCCCAAUCCGCAGAUAUCUUCGCAUCAGCAAAUACUCCGUCCUCGAAUGCCGGAUCUACCUCGAGAACCCAUCUGACGCGCGGUGGCUUCUCUUCUCCAACCACCAAGUCCUACCCCGCAUAUUCGCAACGAUCAAGCCAUUGGUUCUUCCUAAAUUACGCGAGGAGAACGAGAGGGCACUGGCGAAGAAGAAAAGUAAUCCAGUGAAAGAUGUUCUCGUAGAAGAUGAUUUCGAAGUUGUGAUGUUUUUGCGGGAGUCCGGGACGAGGCAUUCGCUGCUUACGAAGCAGAAGGAAUUCGGGAAACGGGGCGCGAUUAGGAGCAAUUCCAAUAAACUCACCGGGACAGCAACUACGGCUGAGGAAGUGAUUCUGGUGGAGAGUGACGAGGAGGCCGAUAUCUCGAUAGAUGAUAUCCCUGAGACGGGUUCGGAAAGUAGGACGAGCGAGGGUGCGAAGGACAGGGAUUUGGAGGAGGAUGAACCGGGUGAUAAGAAGCUGCAGCUUACGACAAGCUACGAAGGGUUCAGUAUUUGGGGCUGGACAUUGUGUUUACUGGUGACUCGCAAGACAGGGGGUAGGACGAAAUCAGCACCGGCAUCCACGGCAUUGAUGGAGGAGUGGAUUGGAACACAGGUGCAGUCGGGUCUUGAGGAGUAA